AUGGGCAAACACGCCCGCAAAUCUUGGGGCUCAGGCGAGAGCCAAACCCAGGAUAUUAGCUUUUUACUCACCCAGACAUCCAGGCCUAAAAUGGUGGAUCGACUGGCAGAGACACCACGCAGAUCCACAUCGGCCUCCGAGGAGGAAGAUCCAGAGCUGGAGGAGAUUCAGCCAUACACUCGAAGUGGCAGAGUGGUUUCCCAGCGGCAGCUCGACCCGCAACGGGACACAAAAACAGAUAUAACCGCGAUGGUGAUGGAGAUUAAGGCCUACAUUGCCUCUGAAAUGGCGGUCCUGAAAACAGACCUCAGCACUCUAGCAGGCAGGAUAUAA
Messenger RNA from Pelobates cultripes (western spadefoot toad), 333 nucleotides. Lineage: Eukaryota; Metazoa; Chordata; Amphibia; Anura; Pelobatidae. The record is from the annotation of a GenBank genome assembly.